Molecule: messenger RNA, 1078 nt
Organism: Labrus bergylta (ballan wrasse)
Lineage: Eukaryota; Metazoa; Chordata; Actinopteri; Labriformes; Labridae
Gene: mrpl44
Product: mitochondrial ribosomal protein L44
Biological process (GO): RNA processing
Molecular function (GO): ribonuclease III activity; double-stranded RNA binding
Source: RefSeq, a predicted model, not a curated record
UCUUGUUCCGCGUCGGGCGGUUUUGGUAGUUGCACACACUGCCGACAUUGAUCGACAUGGCGUCCGGGUACAUAUUAAAUCGUGGUGUGCUAACGCUCGGGAUUCACUGUCAGCGUGUUUGCAGGAACGUGUCAUUAACGCAAGUGAGAGAGAAGAAACGAUGGAUGAAAGCUUACACAUACCUCAUGGCGAAGAAGUUAAAGGUCGAAGGACCUCCAGCGCCGACGCCACGCUCUCAAAAAUCUCCCUGGGAUUAUCAGGCUGAGGUUCAGGCUUUCAGCAGCCGCCUCCAGGAGAACUUCUCCCUUGAGCUGCUGAAAACAGCCUUCAUCAACCCUUGUUACCUGCAGGCGGAGCUGCAGAGGAGACAGGGGCUAGGUGUGGACCCUGAGAACACUGCUCUUGUUCUGGACGAUAACACUCAGCUGAGUGAAAAAGGAGUCGAUUUCACCAAAAGCUUCCUGACUGACUGGUGCAGGGCCAGCUUCCCCAGCCUGCCAGAUGAUGGACUGGAUAGUAUUGUACGGCACCUCACCAGCUCAGCGGUCAUGUCCCAUGUUGCAAGAAAUCUUGGCAUUGAAGACCUUGCCAUGAGUGCAGAAUGCCCUGUACCUGAUAACGUUCUUUAUUCUACAUUCACGGCGGUUAUUGGAGCUCUACAGGAAAGUAGUGGAGCUGAGCGCACUGGAUUUUUCCUCAGGGAUUUCUUGGUCACUCAGCUGAUAGGAAAGGACCUGUUUGACAUGUGGACAGUUGUCAACCCAAUGGGACUGCUGGUGGAGGAGCUCACAAAGAGGGAAAUUCCUCUUCCCGAGCCUCGUCUCAUCAGGUCUGCUGGAGCCAGCACCGUCCUGCCACUAUACUUUGUUGGCUUGUACAGCGACAAAAAGCUUCUGGCUCAGGGUCCAGGAGAGACACUUGAAGCCGCUGAGGAAGAAGCAGCUCGUGUGGCACUCAGGAAACUCUUCGGCUAUACCGAGAACCGCAGACCCUUUGACUUCUCUCAACAGCAGCAGCAUCAGAAGCCCUUAAUUCAGUCAGCCGUCAGCAAUUAAUAAAGCAACGGCGCUUUUGCUGA